Penicillium digitatum Pd1 is the source of this 2250-nucleotide messenger RNA. Its product is annotated as transient receptor potential ion channel family protein. The record is from RefSeq and is a predicted model, not a curated record. Lineage: Eukaryota; Fungi; Ascomycota; Eurotiomycetes; Eurotiales; Aspergillaceae. Gene Ontology annotation, biological process: fungal-type cell wall biogenesis; transmembrane transport. Gene Ontology annotation, cellular component: membrane.
AUGCGGUUACUAUCGCUUCUCACUUGCUUUGUCGCCUUUCUGGCGCCGCUAGCCUCCGCCGUGCAGCUCCUUGAAUCCAAUGCACUCAGUGUAUGCAUGGAAAGUAGCAACUUCACGGCCACGUAUUUCAGCGUUGUCUUCUAUCCAGGGAACAAUUCUCUUUUGGUCGGCUUCGAUGGCGUCUCAUACAUCGAAGGUAAGGUUGUCGCAGAGAUAACCCUUACCGCGUAUGGCUUUGAGGCGUACAAGAACACCCUUAACCCUUGUUCGAUUUCCGGCAUGGGUAUGUGCCCCAUGUCCGCUGGACCCAUGGAUUUGGGACCACUUUCUCUCGACCUGCCAGCUGGUACUUCAGCCAAGAUUCCUGGUAUUGCCUACACUGUGCCCGAUCUUGAUGCAAAUGUGCGGAUUGCCAUCAGGACCCUCGACACUAAUGAAAAAAUUGCUUGUGUCGAGGCCUCGCUUUCUAAUGGCAAGACCGUUAACCAGGCCGGGGUCGGGUGGACAACCGCUGUCAUCUCCGGAUUGGGUCUUGCUGCAUCCGCUAUCACCUCCGGACUAGGUCAUUCUAACACCGCGGCUCAUGUCGCGGCAAAUGCGCUCUCCCUUUUCGGAUUUAUGCAGUCGCAAGCAAUGAUUGGCAUGACCUCAGUUCAUAUGCCCCCGAUCGUGGAAGCUUGGACCCAGAACUUCCAAUGGAGUAUGGGUAUUAUCCCCGUGGAUUUCAUUCAAACGAUCGCUACCUGGUAUCAGCGGGCAACUGGUGGAACUCCAUCGACAACCCUGUCAGAGCUUGCUGAUACUUCUGUGGAAGUCCUCAAGCGCCGCAAACGUGACUUUGCUGACCCGGCAAUGAACCUUUUGAAGAGAGCCACGAGACCAAUGAUGGUUAAGCGAGCAACUGGCAUGAGCAAAAAAUCACCCGACACAAGCCAGAAACUUCUUGUUGCCCGAGGAAUUGAUCGGGUUGGAUUCCGUGCCGACAUUGAGGAAACCAAUGUCUUCCUCACAGGUCUCAUCUUCUUCGCGGUCUUUACCUGUAUUGUCGUCAUAAUCGUUACAAUCUUCAAGGGAAUUACUGAGCUAUUUGUCAGAAGUGGCCUAAUGAAGAGCGAGCGGUUUCAGGACUUCCGUAAUGGAUGGAAGAUAGUUUUGCGUGGGAUCUUGUUCCGACUGACUCUCAUCGGGUUGCCCCAAAUGUCUGUUCUUUGCCUCUGGGAGUUCACUCAGCGUGACUCGCCCGCUGAGGUUGUCUUGGCAGUGGUCAUGCUUCUUUCGAUGCUCAUCUCUCUUGGGUGGGCCUCGCAGAAAGUAAUUCGGCUGGCAAAGCGUUCAGUGACCAUGCACAAGAACCCGGCAUACAUUCUUUACUCUGACCCAUCCUGUCUGAACAAGUGGGGGUUUUUGUAUGUGCAGUACCGAGCAACGGCAUACUAUUUUGUCGUUCCACUUCUCAUCUACACCUUGAUCAAGGGUAUGUUCAUCGGUCUGAGCCAGCCUACACCAGUCGUCCAAACAGUGGCCUUGGUGAUCCUUGAGCUAUCCAUGCUGCUUGCUGCCUGUAUCCUCCGCCCUUGGAUGGAUAAGAAGACUAACGUCUUCAACAUCUCUAUUGCUGUGAUCAAUUUCAUCAACUCCAUCUUCCUGCUCGUUUUCUCGGAUGUGUUCGACCCUCCCGGAUUGAUGAUCGGUGUCAUGGGUGUCGUCUUCUUUGUUUACAAUGCCGUGUUUGCUUUGGUUCUUUUGAUUAUGGUUCUGAUCGCCUCACUUUAUGCCGUUGUGUCCAAGAAUCCCGACACUCGUUACCAGCCCAUGCGCGACGAUCGUGGCUCGUUCAUCAAGUCCCAACCCCAGCUGACUACUGAAUUGGAUGCCUUGGGUGCUACAGCGCGUGGGGAUAUGAAGCCGGGGCAAUACAACCACAACAACCCGUUCGACGAUGAUGAUACCGCUUCUUUCUCCAGUGGAAACGGUGCUACCGUUGGCCGCCAAAUGGAAUCAACCUAUCCACCGAACGGUUCUGCCACCCAAGCGCCUCGGUCACCUGUUGACCCAUCUGUGCCGCUGUUCCCCAGCAACGCAGGUAAUCACAAUCCUCCCCCUGGAUACGACCAGUUCGGUCGGGCCCCUUCGCCCGCCGGAAGGAGCUUUGACAACACCUCCCCUGUGGGCCAAUCUGCUUUGUCGACAACUCAUCAAGCCCAAAAUAGUGUCAGCCCUUGGCAAAGGGGUGCUGGCUACGACCAUUAA